AUGAUCAAAGCGCAAAAAGUUGGGGUUAAGAAAAAUGUUGGAUUAAUUGAAUUUAAUCGACCUAAGGCACUGAAUGCGUUAUGCGAUCAACUUAUGACAGAACUUAUUCAGUCACUUUCUGAAUUUGACAAAGAUGAAUCAAUUGGCGCAGUUGUAAUCACUGGAUCUGAACGUGCUUUUGCUGCAGGUGCAGAUAUAAAAGAAAUGACGGAAAAAGAUUUUGCGAAAGUUUAUUAUGAUAGUUUUUUGGAUCGCUGGUGUGAAUUAACGAAAGUGAAAAAACCGGUUAUCGCCGCUGUGAAUGGGUUCGCAUUAGGAGGGGGAUGUGAAUUGGCAAUGAUGUGCGACAUUAUUUAUGCUGGAGAUAAGGCACAAUUUGGGCAACCUGAAGUGAAUAUUGGGACAAUUCCAGGUGCUGGUGGUACUCAAAGAUGGGCUCGCACUGCUGGCAAAUCAAUGACUAUGGAACUUUGUUUAACUGGUAAUCGCAUAUCGGCUAAAGAAGCGAAAGAAUGUGGACUUGUCUCUAAAAUAUUUCCCGCCGAAAAGUUAGUUGAGGAAGCAAUCAAAACUGCUGAAAAAAUAUCGGAACAUUCGCCACUUAUUGUGGCAAUGAUCAAAGAAGCAGUAAAUGUUGCUUAUGAAACGACGCUUCAAGAAGGUUUACGCUUCGAACGAAGAAUGUUCUACACCACAUUUGCUACUAAUGAUCGUAAAGAAGGAAUGGCAGCAUUUGUCGAAAAACGUUCACCAAAGUGGACUUCAUCUUGA
This is a messenger RNA of Dracunculus medinensis (Guinea worm), 771 nucleotides long. The record is from the annotation of a GenBank genome assembly. NCBI's taxonomy places the organism in Eukaryota, Metazoa, Nematoda, Chromadorea, Rhabditida, Dracunculidae.